This is a messenger RNA of Oncorhynchus tshawytscha (Chinook salmon), 3226 nucleotides long. It is a transcript of the gene uprt, whose product is annotated as uracil phosphoribosyltransferase (FUR1) homolog (S. cerevisiae). Bases 288 to 1121 code for a protein of 277 amino acids. NCBI's taxonomy places the organism in Eukaryota, Metazoa, Chordata, Actinopteri, Salmoniformes, Salmonidae. The transcript is spliced from 7 exons. The record is from RefSeq and is a predicted model, not a curated record.
UCGUCUCCGCCCUAACAAUGAGUCGUUGUCCCAAAAGCGGGAAGGCAGGCGACAUGGUCCAAAAUAAGCAUAUAGAAACGCUAAGGGAAACGCUUCUAUUGAACAGAUUUAGGCGAGAGUGAACCCUCUCGUUUCGCCUCUUCCUCUCUGGUUUUUGCAGCGGCCACCCAAUGGCCGCGACCCAGAAUCAGAGAAGACAAAAAAUGCCCAACAAGACAUUUAGCUAUAUGAAUAGCAAAACCGCAGAGCGCCUAAACUACUCAACUAUUUAGCGUUUUGUUAAUUCUAUGGAAACGUAUUUUGAGAGCGGAAUUGGUACGGAAAUCAAAAUGCCUUGUCAAAAUCAGCAGCUGAACAACAAUGACAGACAAGAACACACGGCAAUGAGCAGCACCAAGCAGGUUCGGUUUGCUAGCUGCGGAAACAGCGUUCUGACAGAGUCCAAUAGAGAUGCAGAAGUAGCCGAAACUUGUGAAAAUGUAUUCAACAGUGAACUACAGAGGCAGAUCGGAUCGCAAUUAAAACUGCUUCCUUUGAAUGACCAAAUACGAGAAUUACAGACCAUCAUUAGAGACAAGUCUACUAGCAGGGGAGAUUUUGUAUUUUGUGCUGAUAGAUUGAUCAGACUAGUGGUUGAAGAGGGACUCAAUCAGCUGCCAUACAGCAAGUGUACAGUGACCACUCCCACAGGGCAUAAAUAUGAUGGUGUCAAGUUUGAAAAAGGCAACUGCGGUGUCAGCAUUAUGAGAAGUGGUGAGGCCAUGGAGCAGGGCCUCAGAGACUGCUGCCGGUCCAUCCGUAUCGGUAAGAUCCUAAUCCAGAGUGACGAGGACACCCAGAAGGCCAAAGUCUACUAUGCAAAGUUCCCCCCAGACAUCAGCAGGAGGAAAGUCCUCCUCAUGUACCCCAUUCUCAGUACAGGUAACACAGUGAUUGAGGCUGUGAGAGUUCUGACUGAACAUGGUCUUCAGCCCAAACAUAUUAUCCUCCUGAGUCUCUUCUCCACCCCUCACGGUGCCAAAUCCAUCAUUCAAGAGUUCCCAGAAAUCACCAUAUUGACCACCGAGGUGCACCCUGUGGCUCCCACACACUUUGGCCAGAGGUACUUUGGGACAGACUAGUCAGCCCUCUAGGGCCAUUCAAUGGGACACCAUACUAUGAGAACCAACCAUUGAAUGGUCCCUCUGUCAGUUUGUCCACUUAUUUCAAAAGGAGUUGUUACCCUGCUGAAGAUUCUUGCUUUGCUGUGUACUCCGCCUUAACCUGUGCUCCUCAGUCUGACAAACAAUGCAAAGAUUUUCCUGGAAACAACAAAAAAGCACAUUCCAUGUAGGUCUUUUAGGAACUAGUCUAGCGAGCUUGCAUGUACUGCUGCCGUUUUAUUUAUUCAGUAAUGGUAGUUCAUUCUAGGUUGUUUUUCCUCAUUAGAAAGUCUAAAUAAUUUAAAUAUAUUUUUUCAAUAUAUUCUAUUCAAAGUAUGUGAGCGGAGUUGAGCAGACGGAAAUCCUGCUCGUCGCUUAUGGAGCGGUGCUCCACGUCCUUUCCAACCACUCCGCAACAAACCUCUCCGCUCUCACAGGGGGAAAAAUGCCGCUCCAAAUUCUUUCCAGUCAUUAAAAUCACCAUUUAACCAACACGCAUCUAUUUUUUUGACUACCUGGACCUAGCAUUUGGUUUUGAAGUAUUGAAACCAAACCAUAUGAUUUGAGUAAAAAGUAUUAUAAUAAACAUGAAAAGGUGAAUGUAAGAAGUGCUCAUCAUUUCAAAUAGGCCACAUGUCAUAUUAAACAACAUAUAAACACUCAAAAGGUCAGGAGCCUAAGAAGGAACAAAAAAAAUAUUAUUUAGGCUAUAUUAUUUCAAUUAUUACAAAGAAAUACAUUGUGCGGCAUUUGCGAGUGCAACACAAUAGGCUGAUAGGGACAAAGCGCUCAGCAUUUAAACAACGUUUAGUUGUAUUCAAUCAUUAGUCUAUAAAUUGUGCUUUUAGGCUGUGACUUAGAAUUAAAUGAAAACAUUAUUAGGCUCAGUCUACAGUGCCUUUGAAUUUAUUUUUUUAGAAACAUCAGUUUGUGGCUUCAUGCUCAUGUGAUGAUGCGUGGAGAGCAGGCCAGCAGCAGAGAAUAUCCUCUCUGCACUUGCAGAGCCACUGGGGAUGCUAAACACCCUUUUGGCCACUCUUGCCAGGCUGGGUAGUGAUGCAGACUUGUAUAUUUAUUUUUCUAUCGGUAGGCCUAAAGGUUUUUAGGCAAAGUAACCCAAUCAAAACAGAAAGUUCCUUGAAUGUUGGAAUAUGCCAGGCUUAUUGGGCCAAAAUCAAUUAUGGCCUAUUGUGUGUGUGUGUGUGUGUGUGUGUAUAGAGCUAGAUAUAUGUAACAGAACUUUUAAGAUAUCUUAUUUUUAGUUUAUAAAUACUUUGCUACAAUGACACACUUAGUUCCUUUCUUUUAGCAUGUGCACUUAAUAAGUACACCAUCGUGCUUUCAGGAUAUGUUUUCAGUUUCCACAAUGAUUCUUUAGUUGUGGACACUACAUCACCACAAUCCCUCUCUUGCUCAUCAUCUUUGUAAGUCACCUUGAUUUUGCACCUGUGUGUUUUAUCAGUUUCUUUAUGAAAAUAUUUAGUGAGCUAUAGCAGCACACAAGUAAACUACAAAUGCAUGCUACGCCAGCCAUGUCCUUGAAGUGAGUGCUACUUGAGCGAAAUUGGAGCGGGUGAGAAGGCCGACGUUCCAGCCUUUGGGAAUCUCGCUCCGCGCUCCAGUCAAAAGGGCACGCUCCGCUCACAUACUCUGAUUCUAUUGUCUUGUCUUUUUUUCUUUCUUUAGUGUUGUCAUUAUUAUUGCCACAAACAGUUUUAAUGUAUCAUAACACUGAAAAGAAACAAACCAAUCAAGAGAAACUCUGACCAGAUCUGAAGUGCAAUUUGAUGGAAUAUGCCAUUUGGACAUUUCAGAGUGGAAAAGGCUGGAAAAAGAAGCUCAGAAAUACAUUGCCCUUAUGACAUCUAUGUGUAGUUAAGGAAUCAUCAAUCCUCCAUCGUUAACACAAUGGAAAGGUCAAAUGCUUUAUCUAAAUGUUGAAAGUGCGUGGGCGACAGAGAAACAAAACAAGGCAGUUUGAGGCCGUGAUGGGGGUGUGACGUUGAGGUUUCUGUGUGUCUGUAUGCUGUUUGUACGUUUUGUAUCAUUCAAGAAAAAAAUAAAGAAUACACAGAUAAAACCCA